Messenger RNA from Hippoglossus stenolepis (Pacific halibut), 3636 nucleotides. RefSeq lists its product as uncharacterized. Bases 182 to 2419 code for a protein of 745 amino acids. The record is from RefSeq and is a predicted model, not a curated record. The transcript has 14 exons. NCBI's taxonomy places the organism in Eukaryota, Metazoa, Chordata, Actinopteri, Pleuronectiformes, Pleuronectidae.
CGGGACAGGAGAUGCUGCGCAAAGAUGUCAGACUAACAGAGGGAAAUCUGUACAGGAGCAAAGGGAUCUGCUGAGGGAGACAGAAGUUUUGGGAUCACAGCUAAAGACGUCACGAGAGGAACUGGACAAGAGCCACGUACAAAUAAACGGCACACCAUAACUCAACAAACCGAGUGUGUUCAUGUUUACGUGUUGUGUGCAUGUUCAGGCAAAGAAGUUGCAAAGUGAACUGUGUCAGUCAGAGGCCAGGAGGGAGGAGGCAGAGAGGACGGCAGCGGAGAAGGGGAUGAGACUGACCGAUGUAGCCAAUCAGAUGGAAGAAACCAGGAGGGAAAACAAGAGCCUCAGCACCCAGGUGAAGGAGCUGCAAAGUAAAGUGACCGGCCUGCUGAGGGAGAAGAGUAAUGCUCUGUUACUAAAGACACAGAUAGAAGAACAGUACAACAUCCUCACAGCCCAGCUGAAGGCCAAGACGGUGGCUCUUGGCGAGUUGAACUCCGAGUACAUCACUUUAAAAAGGGGACUGGGCAUCAGGCAUGAUGAUGCUCUCAUGUCUGUCCGCACGCGCUACAACGACAUCAGAGCUAAGUAUGAUGCACUCCUGAAGAAGAGGAGCCUGACAGAUCUGGAUUUGGCUCCUUUAAAGGCCAAGGUGUCAUGUCUGGUGGUGAAGUGUCAGGAGAGGAACAACUUCUUAGCUAAGAUGAUGAAAACCAUGCACAGACACGGCUGCGCGGACUCCACACUCAAACAGCAGGUGGAGCUGCUGCUCAGUGACGCUGCUCUGCGGGACUACACUGCAGCAUUCGCACCGGGAGGCAGCGUAACCACUGGGGAUUACAGUGCUGGGUUUACACCAAGAUUUAUCUCAACGUUUAUUCAUUCAGACUGCCCCACUGGAUCCAUACGUAAUCAGAACUGUCCCGCUGUUCUCUCACCUGCAAUUGAACUAACAAAUAAUGGACUCACACCGGAAGCUGGAGGAAAAUGCAGAGACUUCAAAAGUGACGAACAAGUUCCUAUAUCCACUGCAUCAUCAACAAAUAUUCAAGACUGCAGGAGUGAAGUCACACGUGCAGCAACAGGAACACCGAAGAGAAAUGCCAGCUCACCUGUGCAGCAGAAACCCAGUGUCGAAGCUACAGCAGCACUUAAAGAGAGCUCGAUUAUGAAUACUGCAAAGAUGGGUUUACAGGGAUUGCAGUCCUCACAGCUGUCUCUGUCCAGCAGUGGACUGAUCCAAGCAACCGGUGGUCCAGAGACAUUUGGAUUUCAUCCGUCAGACGUGAGAGGGAAGUCGUCCCCAGAUCUGACCAGUUCAACCCGGUCCUCCCUGAGUUCCACUCCUCCUCCCUCCUCCGGCACGCCCAGAAGGCUGAGCAGCCCCGAGAAGAUCAUCAACCUCCAUGAGCAACUGCAGAGGACUCUGAUGAGCAGCUAUCAGGCUCCAGUGAGCAGAGGACGAAGACAGGAGCCCAGGAAAAGUCUCUCAUUUUCAGCUCCUGCAGACCUGAAUCUGACCUGUCAGACAAACAGGCUCAGCUUCAAUAAGCCACACAUCAACUCUCUCCCAGUCACCGCUGCCUCAAACCAAACUACACACGCUGGAAUAACAAUUAAACCUGCGACAACGCUUUUUAAUGCAGUCGCUUCUAGAUCUGCUCAUUUUUCAUUCAGCCCCAGCAUCUUUACUCACCAUCACUUCAAAGCAUCUGCUCUUUCCGGCUCAUCUAAUGAAAGUAAAUCCCCCUCACACAGUGGCACUGACAUGACAGUUUCCCCAGACAUGACAGAGAAACUCCCUGCUGUCCCGAACACAUUUGAGACAACAACUCACACAACUCCUCUAACUCUUGGGACCAAUAGCUUUGACUCCAAUGUCUCAAUAUGUGCUGACACUAAUCUGAAAAGCACUGCCUCAGACACGACUGCUCCUGGAAAAUCAACUGCCCCUGAAAGUAAUAUUCUUAUUGGUGUUGCCCCUGCUGAACGUGACGGACCCGUCUUCUCUGCAUCCUGGACCCAGUCUGGUCGACGCUCUCCAGAGAGACCCAACAGGUCUGCCAGGAAGUCCACUGCUGCUGGAGAUCAGACAAAAUCAGCAAGACCCAGACCAGACGCUCCAGCAGAGGUUCGCUCUGUUGAGGUCAUCAAAACCGUGGGCCAGAGCAGCCUCAUGAUUGGCUGGGAGAGGCCGUCACUAGACGAGCUGGGCUGCAGUAACGGCACGUUUGUGUACGGAUACAGGUUGCUUAUAGAUGGGGACUUCCACAAAUCUGUCAUGAGCUCGGCGUGCACCAAGUGCAUCGCGGAGAACGUCGACCUGAGCGUCCCGAUCCACAUCAGCGUCCAAACGCUGGGAUCGAACGGUCUGAGUUCAAACAGUGUCCACACCGUGUUCAGGAAGGACCAGCACUGACCGACUGCACCACCUCACACUGUGUGUCCCUUUACAUCACAACACACAAUCUCAGUGAAAAUCCCCUUCACCAGGAGUCGAGGUGUGAACGCCAUCUAUAUCUGCAGCCCUCUGAGGAGCUGUCCUAACCUCCACCUCAGCUGAGACGGCGUCACACUCCCCAGAUAACCUCUCCAUGUGAGGCUCAGGUCGACCAAUCAGAAAACCUCUCCCCACGUGCUCUUUACCCAUGAGCGUGUGAGCGACCUGUGACCCGCCAGCGAACCUCAAAACCAAGAACUGAAGAUGUCAAACUAAAAACAGCGCUGAAAGUGAACCUGCCUGUAAAAGCAGAUGAAGACUGGCUACUUCCUUUUCUCGUAGGGAAGAACUUCCUGUUUCAGAGACCCCACCCCCUGGAGUCACCUCAUGAACGGAGCGGACACUGUGGCGGCCACGUGAAAGGCCAGAGCUGCUGCCAAUCAAAGCAAAUGUUUUUAAAUGCAAAGCUCAAUCUCAUCGUUGAACAGCUGACUGUUACACUCACUACCACUAGAGGAACAUCUGCUUCUGCUGCUCGUUUUUUACACUGUGUUAACCUGCGACUGAUCCCGGGUCAGAUACCGUAGCUUCAUCCCCGCUGCUGCCUCUCUGGACUGUGAAACAGCUCAACGGUUGCUACUGUCUUUUUUAAAAGCAACACUUACUGUAUAAUGUGCUCACACAACAUUCUACCAAUUUGUCAUUUUCACUGGAUUUUUACACACGAAGCCAAAUAUGACAAAAGAUGAUUCACUCCAAAGACUCAUCCGCCUCCGUCUCCUCACAGAUCUGCAGGAUUUCUUUAAAACACAGAAGCUAGAUGUUAUUUUACUUAUUAAAAUUUGCACAUAAUCAUUAAUUGAAAAAAAAAAUAGAUAACCACUGAUAUUUUUUGUAGAGAAUAUAACAAGAAGACAUGCCAAUGGUGCAUAUGAAAUGAUACCACCUAUGUGUUUUUGUAUGAGGGACACUGUUUUUCAUACCUAAUCGAUGUCACGUUUGCACGCUCAUAUUGAUUUUUCUUUUAUACAAACACACGUGAUGUUCUUUUGCUACUUCCUGUAUGUGUAUGGGUGUGGAGUGACCAUGCAAAUGUAUUUUUCUAUCAGUGAUUGAUUGAUAAUAUUGAUUCCCCCUUGAUUCCUUACAACUGUACAGAGAAUAAAUGUUUAUAUGAUAUUAAAUGGUAAAAGGUC